CGGCUGUCUUCUCCUCCUUCUUAAACCCCUUCGCUGCUUCCUUCGCUUCCCGGCCAUCUCCUUCUCUUCUUCUUCCUCCUCCUCCUUCGCCGUCAUGGACUUGUUCGACCGCGCUAAGGCGGUGCGCCUCCGUAGCUACCACGGAAAGUACCUUACGGCCGACGAGGACGAGGAGCACGUCACGCAGAGCCGCAACGGCUCCGCCUCGGGGGCCCGCUGGGAGGUCGAGUUCCUCCCCGACCGCCCAGCGCUCCGCCUGAGAAGCUGCUACGGUCGCUACCUCGCCGCCUCCCCCGAAUCCUUCCUCCUCGGUUUCACCGGAAAGAAGGUCGUCCAGCUCCUGCCCUCCCUCGACCGAUCCGACCCUUCCUUAGAGUGGGAGGCCUUUCGCGAGGGCUUCCAGGUCAAGCUUAGGAGCCACGCCGGAAAGUUCCUCCGCGCCAACGGCAGCCUCCCGCCCUGGCGCAACUCCGUCACGCACGACCUCCCCCACUACACCGCCACACAAGAUUGGGUCCUAUGGGACGUUAACAUCGUCGAGAUUCUUCCUUCUUCUUCUGCCGCCGCCGCCGCCGCCACCACUGUGAAGCCUAAACUCGCCCCUCCUGCUGCCUCCAUAAAGCGGCCCCCUUCUCCGCCUCCUUCCCCUCCUCGCCCGUUGCAGCAGAAACCCCCUUUCGCCGCUGAUAUUUCUUCACCUUCUGCGACUUUUGAGCCAGAUGACCUUCACGAAGCUUCCUUCUCGUGGUCGACCUCUUCUUCCAUCUCCGAUUCUUCUCCUCACGCCUACACCGUUCACUCUCAGCCGUCCUCCACUCCACAGAAAUACCCUUCUUUUGCUGCACCAGCUCCAGUCCCAGCUGUGGCACCGGCGCCAGCAACCACACCAGCACCGGCACUUUCUCGGACCAUCUACUACACUGUAGCAGAUGACCGUGGCAAUUUAGACGAUGAUUUUGAAUGGCCUUCCAUGACUUUUUCGGGAACAAGUGUGCCCGAAUUGACUAGAAUUUUGAAGAAGUUGACAAUGCUGGAUGAUAUAAUUGUGUGCACUCGCCACCCUCUAAGACACAGCCUCAGUCCUGUUUAUUUGCAGCUACCGCCAAACAAUAGAACGAUGUGGCUUGUGGUGGUGGAUGCUGAGUCUAGCUUUGGUAGAAGCUUCGAUAUCUGAAAGCGCAUCUAUGCUAAAUUCUGAGACAACAUUCUUGCCUUUUCAUUCUUUCCAAAGCAUGUCAAAUGCUACUAUAGUAACUGGAAGAGCCUGCUCAUGCCUUCAGCUUAUUCUAUGAUUCAUGUCGGUUGAUUUCCUACACGAGUCAGCGAUGUCGAAGGCUGAAAUCAUCAAGGUACAUGGCAACCAACCUACAGAUGGGUCCUUGUACGCAGUAUAGUUUGAAAUUUUGUUUCAUUUUAUAGAUAUAUAGCUUUGAACAAAAUAUACAUGUGUAAUACUUGGAAUACUAGGAAAUGGUACUAUAUGGUGGAUAAGAAUAGGAAAGAUUGUAAUUUGUAUGUAAUUUUUGAGAGCUUGUGUUUUAUUUUUGUUCUAAAAGGUUGUGGAAUUGAAUUCGGAUUGCUUUGCCCGGUCA
Molecule: messenger RNA, 1592 nt
Organism: Zingiber officinale
Lineage: Eukaryota; Viridiplantae; Streptophyta; Magnoliopsida; Zingiberales; Zingiberaceae
Exons: 3
Coding region: 95-1174 (359 amino acids)
Source: RefSeq, a predicted model, not a curated record